UAGCUGUGAAUCCACCAUGGAAGACACACGCACGCAAACUGCCUCCCUGGCAGAAGAAUCUCGUCGCAGCCAUCACUCCAGCAGCACCUUACCGAACGAGCACGAUGAAAAAGACAUAGAGAAACAGCGUCUCCACGGCGGCAUGGCCGAAGGCACAAAGGACAACAAAGAACCCGACCCCAACAUCGUGGACUGGGAUGGUCCAGAUGACCCAGAAAACCCCCAAAACAUCCCCCGUUUCCGCAAAUGGCUCAUAACAAUAAUCCUCGGCCUCAUGACCAUAUCCGUGACCUUCGCCUCAUCCGUCUUCAGCACCGCAUCCACCGUAACAGCGAAGCAAUUCCACGUCUCCUCCGAAGUGAUGGUUCUCGGCACAAGCCUCUUCGUGCUCGGAUACAGUUUCGGCCCGCUCUUCUUCGGUCCCCUAUCCGAGCUCUACGGCCGCAAAACCCCCCUGUUCGUGGGAUUUUUCAUCUUCGCUAUAUUCCAGAUCCCGGUUGCCGUGGCGCAGAACCUCCAGACGAUAAUGAUAUGCCGGUUCCUGGGCGGACUGUUUGCUAGUGCGCCGUUGGCGAUUGUCGGUGGUAUGCUGGCGGAUAUAUUCGGUCCUGUGGAGCGGGGGAUAGCGAUCGCGGUGUUCGCGGGCGCUACGUUCGUGGGGCCGGUCGCGGGCCCGAUUGUCGGGGGGUUUAUCACGAUGAGUUAUCUGGGGUGGAGAUGGACGGAGUAUAUCACGGCCAUUAUGGCGUUCUUUUUUGGGGCUGUGGGGUUUGUGGUUGUUCCGGAGACGUUUGGGCCGACGUUAUUGGAGCGGAGAGCGCGGAGGAAGCGGUUCGAGACAAAAAAUUGGGCAUUGCAUGCGCGGUCGGAGGAAAUGCCGGUUGAUAUCAAGCAUAUUGCGACUGUGUAUCUCGUCAGGCCGUUUUUGAUGCUUGUGAGAGAGCCGAUUCUGUUGCUUAUCACGUUGUAUAUGGGGUUUAUUUAUGGGUUUUUGUAUCUGUGUUUUGAGGCGUAUCCGGUGGCGUUUCAGGAGUUGAGGGGGUGGAAUGAGGGGGUGGGUGCACUGCCGUUUAUUUCCAUUGCUGUGGGGGUCGUGUUUGGGUGUUGUGUUAUUGUGUUCUUUACCAAGACGAGGUUUCAGAGGGUGUUGGAACGGGAGGGCCAUGUUGUUCCGGAGGAGAGGUUGAUUCCUAUGAUGAUUGGGGGGGUGUUGUUGCCUGCCGGCAUGUUUUGGUUUGGUUGGACGAGUAAUCCUGGGAUUAUUUGGGUGCCGCAGGUCAUUGCUGGGGGGUUUUUGGGGGCGGGGAUACUGUUGAUUUUUAUGCAGGGGCUGAAUUAUAUCAUUGAUUGCUACAACAUCAAUGCCAACUCGGCUAUUGCGGCGAACUGCUUCUUUCGGUCGGGACUGGGGGCCGGGUUUCCGAUGUUUGCUAUUCCGAUGUUCCAUAAUCUGGGCGUGCCGUGGGCUAUGACCCUGCUGGGAUGUUUGACUGCCAUAUUGUUCCCCGUGCCGAUUCUGUUCUAUAUCUAUGGAAGUAGAAUUAGGUCCUGGAGUAAGUUUGCGCCGACUGAUUAG
Molecule: messenger RNA, 1576 nt
Organism: Aspergillus costaricaensis CBS 115574
Lineage: Eukaryota; Fungi; Ascomycota; Eurotiomycetes; Eurotiales; Aspergillaceae
Product: MFS transporter
Exons: 4
Coding region: 17-1576 (519 amino acids)
Biological process (GO): transmembrane transport
Molecular function (GO): transmembrane transporter activity
Source: RefSeq, a predicted model, not a curated record